UCCGGUGGGUGGGCGAGGUUCAGUGACAGCUGCGGAGGUCCGAGCUUCAGGUCGUUUGUUUGUCUUCGCUCGCCUGAAGAAGAAUUCAGGGUUUAUAAACAAGAAAAGUAGAAGACAGAAGAAGAAAAAGAAGAAGAAGACGACGAUUAACGCAGAAAGCCCCGUCGCUACGAAGUAAAGAAGAAGAGUUGUCUUCUUCACUUCCGUCCAAGAAUAAGUCGGCUGCUGCAGGAUGUGAGAGAACCACAACACAAGACGCCGAACGCGAAGUGACAUCUGAGAAGGAACGAGUUUGAAGAUCGACGGACGACGCUCGGCUGCACACAAACAUGUCUCUGUUCUUCUCCGGAGCCGUUACAAGUUCACCAAUCAAACGCAGGCUGCGGGCCAAUCAGUCCUGUCAGAGCCUGGACGUGUCUCUCCUCUCCCCUGACUCAUCGUAUGUCUGUUACUCGUCUGCGGACGGCGGCGAGCCGUGCUCCUGCCGCCGUUCGCCGCGCCUCCUCACCAACGGAUACUACAGCGUCACCGAGGACAGCUUCUUCUGGGACGACGACGGCAACGUGUCGCUGUCUCCCUGCAAGACCAGCGUGUCCUACAAGGAGAACCUGGUCAGGGUUUUCCGGCGAAGGCGGCGACCUCGCGGCUCUCUGGCUCGCCUGCUGAGUGAUGUGACGGAGAGCUGCCAGUCCUGGCUGGACGAGAAAGUCUUCAGAGGCGUGUUUAGGACGGGACAGGGCCAAGACCAGGACCAGAGCUGGGACAGGACCGGCCAGGAGGUCCUGGCCCCAUUGGACGAGUCAUCCUGGCCUGGAUUCACCAGCACCGAGCUGGACAGCAGCCACACCUUCACUUAUGAUCACACCGAGAUCCCGCCCCCUCCUGACAAAGAGACUCCGCCCCCAAAGAUGCUCAUCCAGGAGGAGAUUUGUUCUGAGAUCAGCGAAUCCAAGGAGCGGUUCACCCAGUCACUGGGCGGCCUCUCCGAAGUCCCGCCUCCCUCGCCCUUCUACACCAACAGCUGCUGCUGCCAGGCUCCACCUGAGCGCACAGGUCUCACAAUGAAAGCCCUUGUCCUUUUCGUCUUCACCAUCUUCAUCCUCACUGCUCUGUGCUCAGGGUGUCUCUGGUGGAGCGCGACUGUCUCAUCGGCCGUGUUCGCGAUGAUCUCGACGUUUAUGUUCCUGACGAAGUCGGGGCCGAUGGGCGAGUGGAGGAGGGCGAAGACGGAGGAUAUCACAUCAAGGAACGAGUGAAAGCGUCGGGGGACAGUUUCCAAUGAUCCAAACUGGAAAAGAGGGCCAGAAAUAUUUCACAUUUCACUAACUGUUUGCAUGAACGUUGCACUUAAAGGACCAGGCUAUGCUGGGCUCCAGAAUGCAUUUUACGGAAACACCAGUUUGAUGCUUUGACUGCAGAAGUUCCUCGGAAAAAUGACCACUUUUUAAAGGUAAAUUUUCAUCUCAGCUUGUUUCCUGUGCUGAGACGCGUUGAUCAGAAGGCUCAAGUCUGUUUGAAAUCAAACUGAAGCAGACGCAUUCACAACAUUUGACCUUUAAAGCCGUCCCAAGCAAAAGUCCUGCUGCUCGCUGUGCAGGUGGACGAUGGUGGAGACGUUCCAGCCUCAGGCUCUGACUGGACGUUCCUUUAACGUUUCCUCGUGUUAAAUGUUGGAGUCAUGAAACGUUUGAAGGACGUCAUGUCUGGAUUUUCCCAGAGAGAAAAGCUCAGUCAGACGGAGUGCUUCUGUUAAAAAGCCGAAGGAGCUCACUAGUGUGACACAAGUCACCGUAGAUUAGAAACAAAUAGUAUCUGUAUUAAAUAUACUGUAUGUACGUACCUGAUGUAUUCUUGAAAUACUGUAAGGUACCUUCUGUUGUUAAUAGCUGAGCUUGGCUUUUUGUUGGGCUGUCCAAAGUAACCAAACGUCAGACUUUCCUUGUCUGGAGAACAAAUUCAGGCGGCCUCUCGUCUGUUUAAAAUAAGAGCUGCAACUUUUUCUAAAGCAAACGCACAAAAACUACUGGAACCGCAGGAGACGGGUGCCAUUUUCUCCUGUAGAAAGUGACUGAAGGGUUUUAUUUCAAAAUGAAAUAGCACAAAAUUUAAAAAGAAAAGAAAAUCAUGUUGGGAUUUUACUGUGAAACUGAUUAAAAAACGAAAGUUUGGUGCACAAAGGCUGAGCAGCAGGUGAAGAACCUUACGAGGCUUCUGUAUUUUAAAUAUCGGUUGUUCUCUGCUGCGUUUUGUAGUAAAACUCUUCAGCUGUCAAGUGCCUUUCCAGCAGCCAGGAAAGUGUUGGACUUCAGCCCCAAAGUGCUGCAGAGACUUUAAACUGUCCUGCUUCAGUGGAGGUGCUUCUCAGAGGUGGUGUAGCAGACAGGUGCAGCUUCACAUCUGAAACAUUAUGUGGCCACACAUUUGAUUUCUGAACAAAUUACUGUGAGGGAAAAAUCUAAAUCUGAAGUUCCAGAAAGGACAAACUCUUCAGGUGACCUGCUGUAGCAUCUUGAUGUCAGCGGUUUGGAGGUGAAGACAGUUAGCUUAGCUUAGCUUAGCUUAGCGAGGGGCUAAGGAAAGGCAACUCAGCGGUAUUGAUACAGUUAGUAUUGAUCAGUUAUCCCUCUGUGAUUCCUGUAGGAGGAAAAGAGAAAUAUUUAAAUAGAAAUGUUUUCAUCAGGAAAAAAAAGUAAGUCUGGACUGAGAAAUGUAAAGGAAUAUAAGCACUGUAUGAAUAUAUCAGGUUUUCACUUUAUUAUAAUAUAUAUUAAUAUUUAAGUUCUUCAGCUUCAGUCAUGUUUGGGCCUCAAAGUACGCCAAGACUUUGGAACCUGAAGGGGGAAGAGACGAGCUGUGCUUCCUUUCUUUGCAACAUUUAAAUGUUUUCAUGUGUGAUUUUGUGUACUGAACGUCCCUGCGGAGCCGAGACGUUUUAUCUUUCGUCCAUCAUGUGGGUUAGAAUAAAUAAAUGCCACUGUUGGUAUGUUGGUAUUUUCUAUUGGUCACUGGUGCAAAUUCUUGAGUCACCGAAAGUCAUUUGUAAUUUGUAAGAAUUGAUUUUAGUUUGUUAAAGAUGAAACGUCUCCUCCAGACUUCUGAAUGGUUUGUUUUUAUUCAGUCAGAAGUGCCAAAUGUGUAGAAAUCUGACAGUUCAGGACAAGAAAAAAAAAGUCUUUAUUAGUGAUAUUUUUAUUACAGCUCCGUGUAUCUCGUUACUUUGCAUUUAAAGCUGCACUUCUCAAUAUUUUUAUAAGUCAAUCAGAUGACACUGUGUGAUGUGAGACUGUCCACAGCUGUGAGACGCUUUUAGUCUCGUUUGGCUCCUAGUUUUGACUUUACGGAUAAGAUUUAUAAAUAGGAAAAAAAAUUAAGAUAACAAAACUGAUCACUGCCCCCUAGUGGCCAAAUGUGUUUUAAUGCAGCUUUAAAUGACCAGAGUUUAAAUAAGGUAGUUUGUCAUAGUUUUUCUUUUUUAUAAUAAACUUUUACGAGGUUUUGUAAAAAAAACAACAAAAAAAACAAAAAACUGCAAGAGACAAAAGAUCAAAAGUUUCUGAAGCUUUAGUUCAGCUCUUGUCUGUGAUGUACACAUCUGCUGUACAUGAUGUUAUAUGUAUAUUUUUUUAAUUUUUCAAUGACUGGACUUGUUUCCUAAGGUGGAAAUGUGGCACUCUGCUUGUGAUGGCACUUAUUAUAUCUGUUCAUUUUAUAUUCCACUGUACUGUAAUCUGCUCUUAACCGCCUGCUCUGAAACUGUAAAAUUAAACCUUAAACGAUGUACUAACUGGAUGAUAAUCUGAAACUGAGACACAAAGAAAUGAACAAAGUAAAAGGACCAGUGAAAGGACAAAGUUGUCCUUUUGUUUCCAUAAGGGAUGUUUGCCUGUUGUUGGUGCUGCAUUUUAAGAUUUCAUUUUUACAGUAUUUUCCAGUUUCAGUGAAAACAUUUUGUUUAGUCUUUAAAGUUUAAAUGAAUGUUUGUCAUCCAUUAAAGCCCAUUUUAAAGACA
Messenger RNA from Scatophagus argus, 4009 nucleotides. It is a transcript of the gene tmem71, whose product is annotated as transmembrane protein 71. The transcript is spliced from 11 exons. The record is from RefSeq and is a predicted model, not a curated record. Bases 330 to 1256 code for a protein of 308 amino acids. NCBI's taxonomy places the organism in Eukaryota, Metazoa, Chordata, Actinopteri, Scatophagidae.